AUGACUCACCUGCAGGCUGGCCUCUCUCCGGAGACCCUGGAGAAGGCCAAGGCGGAGCUGAAGGAGAACCCGGAGACUUUGCACCAGGACAUCCAGGAGGUCCGGGACAUGAUCAUCACCCGACCGGACAUCGGCUUCCUCAGGACAGACGACGCGUUCAUCCUCAGGUUCCUGCGGGCGCGGAAGUUCAACCACUUCGAGGCGUUCCGGCUGCUGGCUCAGUAUUUCGAGUACCGGCAGCAGAACCUGGACAUGUUCAAGAACCUGAAAGCCACGGACCCGGGCAUCAAGCAGGCCCUGAAGGACGGGUUCCCCGGGGUGCUGUCCAACCUGGACAGAUACGGCAGGAAAAUAAUGGUCCUGUUCGCAGCCAACUGGGACCAGAGCAGAUACACGUUUGUUGACAUCCUGAGGGCGAUCCUGCUCUCGCUGGAAUCCAUGAUCGAGGAUCCAGAGCUGCAGGUCAACGGCUUCAUCCUCACCAUCGACUGGAGUAACUUCACCUUCAAGCAGGCGUCCAAGCUGACUCCCAGCAUGUUGCGUCUGGCCAUCGAGGGGCUGCAGGACAGUUUUCCUGCCCGCUUUGGAGGAAUCCACUUUGUGAACCAGCCGUGGUACAUCCACGCUCUGUACACGGUCAUCAGACCCUUCCUCAAAGACAAGACCAGGAAGAGGAUCUUCAUGCACGGCAACAACCUGAACAGCCUCCAUCUUCUGAUCCACCCUGAGAUCCUUCCGUCGGAGCUCGGCGGUAUGAUGCCGCCGUACGAUAUGGGCACGUGGGCUCGAGCGCUGCUGGACCACGCCUACGACGAGGAGACGGACUACUGUCCGGAGUCCUACACCCUGUCGGUGCAAGACCUGGAGAGAGACCUGGAGAAGGACCUGUCCCCGAAAACCAUGAAGAGGUCUCAGUCGGUGGUGGAGCCCGGCGUCCUGAAACGACCGGACAAGGUCAAGAGUGGAGAGGACAACAUGCAGCCGCUGCUCUCGCUGGACUAA
Pleuronectes platessa (European plaice) is the source of this 1002-nucleotide messenger RNA. It is a transcript of the gene clvs2, whose product is annotated as clavesin 2. Gene Ontology annotation, cellular component: membrane. Gene Ontology annotation, molecular function: phosphatidylinositol bisphosphate binding. The coding region runs from base 1 to 1002 and encodes 333 amino acids. The record is from RefSeq and is a predicted model, not a curated record. NCBI's taxonomy places the organism in Eukaryota, Metazoa, Chordata, Actinopteri, Pleuronectiformes, Pleuronectidae. The transcript has 5 exons.